GGCGCCGGCGGACUCGCAGUCGACUUUCGAGAACCCACAACUGCGGCGGAUCGCUCGCGUUCGCCAUCACUGAUGUGCGUCUUGGAGAUCACUAUUGCGUCAUGGUUAUGUAAGCGUCUUUGUAAGUGAUUAGGUAAUAUUAUCUGGUGCUCUCUAGCUCUGCUCUAGCUCUUGUAGACUUCUUUAGACACAACAGCAUCAGCAGUCAGCACAGUACAGAAUCAUGGACGUCCGAAACCAGCUCGUCGAGAUGGGCUUCCCCGUCUCGCGCAUCGAGGCAGCGCUCCGCAACACGUCCCCCGCUACCCUCGAAUCCUGCGUCGAAUGGCUCGACCAGCACCCGAUCGACGCCGCCGUGCAAGCCACAGGCGACCCCGAUGACGACUCGACCGAGGUCACUGUCGGCCCGGACGGCGAGCCGAUCGAGAAAGGCGACAUGUCUGACGCCGCCGGAUCACUCGUGUGCCAGGACUGCGGCAAGCGGUUUCGCACGCCCGCCACGGCUGAGUACCACGCCACGCGGACGAACCAUACCAACUUUGCCGAGUCGACGGAGAAGAUCCCUGAGCUCACGCCGGAGCAGAAAGCAGCCAAGCUCGAGGAACUGCGUCUGCGCGCGGCAGAGCGCAAGGCCACGCAGGCCAAGAUCGACGCGCUCGAGAACCGCAAUAACGAGAACCUGCGCAAGAAGGCGGAUAAAGACUCCGCGGCCGCGAUCGAGAGGCAGAAGAAGCUGCAGGUGCAGAAAGAGGCCGAGGCUCGCAGACGCGAGCAGCGCGAGGAAGUCCUUGCAAAGCAGCGGAUCAAGGAUCUUAUCGCCGCCGACAAGAAAGCCCGACAAGAGAAGCUCGAACGCGAACGUGCUGCGCGCGCCGGCGUCGCUGCCCCGUCCCAGCCGUCUGCUCAACCCACCGUGACCACGUCAACCCCCGCCACUCCAAGACAGAAGAAAGAGUACACCGAGUCGCGGCUGCAGAUCAGAGUGGACGGCCAAUCCCCGAUCGUCAAGACGUUCCCGGUCGAGACCACGCUCUUUGAGAUUGCGCACUCGGUCCAGGAUGUUUCCGGGGUUGCGCCCGACAGCGCGGUGUUUGUCACUACGUUUCCCACAAAGAGAUAUGGCGCGGAGGAUAUGGGGAUGACGAUCAAGGAGGCUGGGUUUAUCAACACUGCUGUUAUGCUGAAGCGGGCGUAG
Molecule: messenger RNA, 1195 nt
Organism: Myxozyma melibiosi
Lineage: Eukaryota; Fungi; Ascomycota; Lipomycetes; Lipomycetales; Lipomycetaceae
Product: UBA/TS-N domain-containing protein
Exons: 2
Coding region: 224-1195 (323 amino acids)
Biological process (GO): negative regulation of proteasomal ubiquitin-dependent protein catabolic process; negative regulation of protein K48-linked deubiquitination; negative regulation of protein ubiquitination
Cellular component (GO): cytoplasm; nucleus
Molecular function (GO): K48-linked polyubiquitin modification-dependent protein binding
Source: RefSeq, a predicted model, not a curated record